CCACUUGAUCUUAUUUCUAACUUAUCGGAUUCUUGGGUAUCUGCUCUCCCAUUCUUUUCCAGUUGAGGAAUUUCUUUUUUGUUCUUAGAAACUUUGGAUUAAGAUAAUGAGGAAGCCGUGUUGUGAUAAACAAGAUACCAACAAAGGAGCUUGGUCUAAGGAAGAAGACCAGAAACUCAUAGAUUAUAUUCGAAAACACGGCGAAGGUUGUUGGCGUUCUCUUCCUCAGGCUGCAGGCCUCCUUCGUUGUGGCAAAAGUUGUAGGCUAAGAUGGAUAAACUAUCUUAGGCCAGACCUUAAAAGAGGCAACUUUGGUGAAGAUGAAGAAGAUCUCAUCAUCAAGCUUCAUGCGCUCCUGGGAAACAGGUGGUCAUUAAUAGCUGGAAGAUUGCCUGGACGAACAGACAAUGAAGUAAAGAACUAUUGGAAUUCUCAUUUAAGGAGAAAGCUUAUAAACAUGGGGAUUGAUCCAAAUAAUCAUCGCUUGAACCAGAAUCUCCUUCGUUCACGUAACCCGCCAAAUCCUGCUAAUGCAACAUCAUCUGGAUUGAAAAUUCAGGCCAAACAACAGCCGACAAAGCCCCGCGUUGACAGUGAGCAAACAUCGGAUGCCGGAAGUUGCUUAGAGGAUGAUCAAUGUGCCUUGCCUGACCUAAACCUCGACCUCACAAUGAGCAUUCCUUCUUCUUCAAUUGCCCAUGUUGAAGGGAAUCAAAAGGAUAACGAGUCUAAUUUUUUGAGGCCACAAAAGAUUGCCCCUUCUUCCAACCUUCUUCUCUCCCAGUAGCAAACAAUUCCUUUCUAAUUCUGGACACCCUGAAGAAUGUGUUUAGUAGGGACUGAUGGGUGAAUUAAGCCUCAUUUGUAAAUCUUGACUUGGAAACAAUGAAAUGAAUUCCCUUUGGAAACAUCACGAGAAAAGAAGCAAGGCAACCUGACGGAUCAGGAGAUGCUAUGGUUUCAGGUCACUAUUAAUUAUAUAUGAGUAGUGAUCCGUUGCUUGGUGUUACCUGAAGUGCGAUCUCGAUCAAGCAUUGUUCAUUCACAUUGGGCAUGGAUUAAUUAAUUCAUGAAGGGAAUAAUUAAUUUUCUGUCGCCAUGUUAAAAUAGCUGAGUUGGACAUGUAUGUUGUAUCGAUUACAUUUAGAAUAGCAGAAAACAUGAUUAAUAUUUGAAAUUUUGAUUCUUCUUCA
Populus nigra (black poplar) is the source of this 1193-nucleotide messenger RNA. RefSeq names its product transcription repressor MYB4-like. Lineage: Eukaryota; Viridiplantae; Streptophyta; Magnoliopsida; Malpighiales; Salicaceae. The transcript is spliced from 3 exons. Bases 107 to 787 code for a protein of 226 amino acids. The record is from RefSeq and is a predicted model, not a curated record.